Protobothrops mucrosquamatus (brown spotted pit viper) is the source of this 1522-nucleotide messenger RNA. RefSeq names its product transmembrane protein 39B (gene TMEM39B). NCBI's taxonomy places the organism in Eukaryota, Metazoa, Chordata, Lepidosauria, Squamata, Viperidae. The transcript is spliced from 8 exons. Bases 27 to 1505 code for a protein of 492 amino acids. The record is from RefSeq and is a predicted model, not a curated record. Gene Ontology annotation, cellular component: membrane.
GGCUGCCCCUCUGGUUGCCAGGGGUUAUGGCAGGGGGAAGAAGGGGACCUAACCGGACAUCCUACUGCCGCAACCCUCUCUGUGAAGCUGGAGCUCCUGGUGGUGCCAGCCACUCCACAACUUCUUCAGUCACUAGUGUGCGUUCACGUACCAGGAGCGGUUCAGGGACAGGUCUUUCCAGCCCUCCUUUGGCAACCCAAACAGUGGUUCCUCUCCAGCAUUGCAAGAUCCCAGAACUGCCCAUUGAGAGGAGCAUCUUGUUUGAACUCCAACUCUUCUUCUGUCAUCUUAUUGCUCUCUUUGUCCACUACAUAAACAUCUACAAAACAGUCUGGUGGUACCCACCCUCUCACCCUCCCUCCCAUACUUCAUUGAAUUUUCAUCUCAUUGAUUUCAAUGUCCUGGCAGUGACCACUAUUGUUUUGGCAAGAAGAUUGAUCAUUGCUAUUGUGAAGGAAGUGAAAGAGGCUUCUCAUUCGGGCAAGGUGUCCUUGCCACGCUCCAUCUUCCUGGUCACCAUGCGCUUUGUUGUCCUAACUGGCGCAGGCUGGAGUCUCUGCCAAUCUAUUAUCCACCUCUUCAGAUCAUACUCGCUCCUCAACCUCUUGUUCCUAUGUUAUCCGUUUGGCAUGUACAUCCCCUUCCUGCAGCUGAACUGCGAUUUUCGCAAGAGCAGCUUCUUCUCUCCCGUGGCCAGCAUUGGCCCUCGUGACACAGGGGAUGUCAGCUUGCGGGGAAAGGACUACCUCUCUUUUCUCAAGGAGACCUGGAAGCAGCACACUCGGCAGCUCUACAGCAUGGAGACUAUGCCCACCCAUGCCUGCUGUCUCUCCCCAGAUCUGAUCCGCAACGAAGUAGAGUAUCUGAAGGUGGAUUUCAACUGGCGCAUGAAGGAGGUGCUGCUAAGCUCCAUGCUCAGUGCCUAUUAUGUGGCCUUUGUACCAGUGUGGUUUGUGAAGAGCACACAAUAUUACGACAAGCAGUGGUCUUGUGAGUUGUUCCUCUUGGUCUCCAUCAGCACAUCUGUCAUCCUCAUGCAGCAUCUGCUGCCUGCCCGCUACUGCGACCUCCUGCAUAAGGCUGCCGCACAUCUGGGUUGCUGGCAGAAGGUCGACCCAUCUCUCUGCUCCAACGUGCUGCAGCAUCAGUGGACGGACGAAUGUCUGUGGCCACAGGGGGUGCUAGUGAAACACAGCAAAAACGUCUACAAAGCGGUGGGCCACUGCAAUGUGGCAGUGCCUUCGGAUGUCUCCCACUUCCGCUUCCACUUUUUUUUCAGCAAGCCUCUGCGGAUCUUGAACAUCCUGCUCCUCCUCGAAGGAGCCGUCAUCUUCUAUCAGCUCUACUCGCUGGUGGUCUCCGAGAAGUGGCACCAGACCAUCUCGCUGGCCCUGAUCCUCUUCAGCAACUACUAUGCUUUCUUCAAACUUCUACGGGACCGCCUGGUGCUGGGGAAAGCGUACUCGUACUCUGCCACCAGAGAGACGGAUCUGAAGCUGAACUGAGGGCCCGGUGCAGGAGG